AUCAGUGCAAAGCAGUCAAAUAAAUGAACUUCAUCACACACUCUCUUUCUCUCAGCUCCCAAUUCUCAAAUCCAACACUACAAUAAUGGCGUCAAUCACCUCUUCUCCCUCUAACUCACAGAAUUCCGCUACCAAACCCCAGGGUUUUGUGAAGGAUGCUGCCACUGGCAAUGGAUUACCCGACGCCUUGGAGAAAAAGACUCCCUCAGUCGAUCCCUUCGAGGAUAUGAAUAGCGGGGAGUACAUCAAAAGGUUCAGCAAAUAUGAGGCCGACUACACUCGUCGAUUGAUGGCCAAGUACUUCUCGGAUAAGGAUAUCUAUGGGGGAUUGUCAGUAUUUGACUUUAUCAAGAUUACUUGUCACUUGCAGACAACAUAUUUGAUGAAAGCAAGACAAUCGAUGGCGAGACUAUUAAGGCGAGCAGGUGGCAUUGUGCUCAAUCAUAUGCAGACCCUGUCCAGUUCCUCAAAGAGAAGAGCAUCUGCACUUCAAUUACUACUGCAGACACCCCGACUACCAUCACAAACGGGAAGCACCCAAUGGAUGAUGGGUGAAGUACAAGUACGGAGUACCUUAUUUACUCGGUUGAAACCGAAGUUGGUCCCUGCCGAGGUUACAGUGUACCUACUUGUUGAGCUAUCUCUUCGGGGAACUGCCACGUUUUCCAUUCUACUGAUGGUGUCUAUUCAUGGGCUUCGUAGGGUUCUACACUAUGAGUAAAAGCCCUUUUGAAGACCAAAGUUGCAUGCAAACCUGUUUGGAAAUGAUUUUGUGGUUGCCAGCAUGCUGAACUUCUUGAGGAAAUCCAUUUUUUUGUGGGUCACUCUUUCAUAUAAAUUUGUGUUUUUUUUGUAGUCUAGGUUUACAUAGUAAAGGUGUGGGCUAGCAUAAAGCGAAUGGUGAAUAUGCAGUCCUCCUUUCAAUAAUUCACCAGGGAUAGUUUCAAAUUUUCAAUUCCUAAAGGCUGUUGGUUCAUUGGAAAAAGGCACUUGUUUUUGUUUUUGUUUUUUCGUUCUUACUUGGUAGAAAAACAUAGCUUGCACUUCACGAAUCUCUUGAAGGUUCCUUUAAUAAGUUUUCCUACUAAUCUUGCUAAUCUAGUUUUAUGUGAAUGCUGAGACCCAAAGUGAGAAUUUUGUGUGUGGAAGAUGGAAAUAGACAUUUGGGCUAAGUAGAGUGUACAAUGAAAGCUAUCUUAAGACCUUUUGAACAGAAAAGUUGCCUGCAAAUCACCUGAAAACUGGUUUCAUUCUUACCAAGUAGAUUGCAUGCUGAUAUUUUUGAA
Messenger RNA from Rhododendron vialii, 1286 nucleotides. RefSeq lists its product as uncharacterized. The record is from RefSeq and is a predicted model, not a curated record. Bases 86 to 721 code for a protein of 211 amino acids. The transcript has 7 exons. NCBI's taxonomy places the organism in Eukaryota, Viridiplantae, Streptophyta, Magnoliopsida, Ericales, Ericaceae.